Molecule: messenger RNA, 589 nt
Organism: Staurois parvus
Lineage: Eukaryota; Metazoa; Chordata; Amphibia; Anura; Ranidae
Source: the annotation of a GenBank genome assembly
CGCUGAGCUUUGUGAAUGGCCCGUAGUCUUCUGGGACCUGUCUGCAGUCUCUGGUCAUCUCCUGUACUUUGUCUGCAAUCUCUGGUAACCCUGUGCUAUAUGUCUGCAGUCUCUGGUCAUCUCCUGUACUAUGUCUGCAGGCUCUGGUCAUCUCCUGUACUUUGUCUGCAGUCUCUGGUAACCCUGUACUAUGUCCUCAGUCUCUGGUCAUCUCCUGUAUUUUGUCCGCAGUCUCUGGUCAUCUCCUGUACUUUGUCCGCAGUCUCUGGUCAUCUCCUGUACUUUGUCCGCAGUCUCUGGUCAUCUCCUGUACUAUGUCCGCAGUCUCUGCUCAUCCCCUCUACUAUGUCCGCAGUCUCUGGUCAUCUCCUGUGCUUUGUCCGCAGUCUCUGGUCAUCUCCUGUACUAUGUAUGCAGUCUCUGGUCAUCUCCUGUGCUAUGUCUGCAGUCUCUGGUCAUAUGCUGUACUAUGUCUGCAGUCUCUGGUCAUCCCCUGUACUAUGUCCACAGUCUCUGGUCAUCUCCUGUACUAUGUCCGCAGUCUCUUGUCAUCCCCUGUACUAUGUCUGCAGUCUCUGAUCAUCUCCUG